Molecule: messenger RNA, 1532 nt
Organism: Ctenopharyngodon idella (grass carp)
Lineage: Eukaryota; Metazoa; Chordata; Actinopteri; Cypriniformes; Xenocyprididae
Product: NAD(P)(+)--arginine ADP-ribosyltransferase 2-like
Exons: 3
Coding region: 603-1385 (260 amino acids)
Molecular function (GO): NAD+-protein-arginine ADP-ribosyltransferase activity; NAD+ poly-ADP-ribosyltransferase activity
Source: RefSeq, a predicted model, not a curated record
GCAUAACAGGUCCCUUUAAACUGAAAUUUCAAAUGACUUCCGUUGUCUUGUAACCUACAUUUCAAGCUUUCUUUUUUUAUUUAUUUAUUUAAAUGAAUCAGAUAAAUAUUGGAUGUAUUUUUUCCUUCAGAUAUGAAGCAGAUAUUGAGCUUUUUGAGUCUCUAUAAAAACAUGUACAUAAAUUGAAUUGUUCUCGUGGAUACGAGCUGAUCAAUACACAUCCUGUUUACAUUUCUAGAUUGUAGAUUUUCAUCAAAUAAAAUUAUGUGAAUUUACCAUUGUGUAUAGUUAUUAUGAAUUCUCAAGAAAUCAGGUUGAAAAAUUCAUCUUAGACUGACAGGAACUCAAAGUUUGUCCAAUAUGAAACCACACAUAGAAAGACAGUUAUUAUUUCUCAACACACACUAUCAGCAAUAUAAAAAGGCGCCUUCCUCCUCUCUUAGUUUGAAGAGUUGUUGUUCUGUCUGUGAGCGAAUAACUUUUCUGAACUUCUCUUCUCAUCAUUGCUCCUGAACUCCUGAAAAAUAACAAAAAGAAACAGAAUCUCAAAAAGAGACAACAGUAUUCUCAGUAGAUCAUCCGAGGGAUUUGACUGAAUCAAGAUGCUGCUGAUCAUUGAAGCUCUUCUCAUUUUAGCUGCUCUAGGACAGGAUCACGGAGCUGCUGCAGGACAGAUAUUUCCACUGGAUAUGGCACUGAAUUCUGUUGAUGACCAAUAUUACGGCUGUAGAGAGAAAAUGGCGAAUCUGGUGAAGACAAAAUAUCUGAAGAAGGAAAUCAACAAUUCAGCUAAAUAUAAAAUUAGUUGGCAAUUAGGUGAAAAGUUUGUCAAGUUUCCAAAAGGUCACUUGACAAGGAAUCAUUUAAUUGCCAUUUAUGUGUACAGUGAUAGUAAUGUAUAUCACCAUUUUAAUCCUGAUACUCGUUACGGUAAAAACCAGUACAAACACAAGACAUACAAAUGGUAUUCACUUCACUUUCUGUUAACAGAAGCGAUGCAGAUUCUGAAGAAAGCACAAAAUAAAUGCAGGGUAACGUAUCGUGGUACUACAGCUGAAUUUAAUAAGUAUGUUCUGAACAAAGAGGUUCGAUUCGGCUCAUUUACAUCCUCCUCUCUUGAUCCCAAUGUAGCACGAGGUUUUGGAAGUAAAUCUUGUUUUGAAAUCUACACUUGUGAAAGUGCUGAUGUGUCAAUAUAUUCAAAGUAUCCUCAUGAGAGAGAGGUGCUGAUUCCUCCAUAUGAGAAGUUUAAAGUCACUGCUGUCAGGACAAGAAAAUAUCAGCCAAAUCUCUGGUGUGACACUGUGUUCACUUUGAAAAGCUCUGGAAAAGCAAGUUACCUGAACUGUGCAGUGGCAUUCAAGAAACCAUCCAAGUACUACUAAUGUUAUUCACUGAAAGUGCUUGGGAUUUAUCAGUUCCACACAAGUAAAUAUAAAAGAAAUCUUCCACUCGAUUUAGUUUUAUAAUUCUUUGUCAGCAAACAUUUUUUGUUCAUGAACAUUCUGAAAUAAAAUUUUUAUGUGACGCAA